AUGGAAAGGACUAAAUUUCACAUCUGCCAAAGGCUAGUAGCAACUGUUCGACGUAGUGUGUCAAUUCAAGUAAUUAACGACCUUCUUGAACAGCGCAACAUAUUCACUGAUUUUUUAAACAAGCUAGAGGCCGCUACCAAUGUCAGGAGACAAACCCUAUUUCUUGGCGGCCUCUGUUUCAUCUUAUUAUACCUGUCAGUUGGUUACGCUGCGAACCUUCUUUGCUAUUUCCUCGGCUUCGUUUUCCCGACCUAUGCAUCAGUGAAGGCGAUCGAAAGCAGCGAUCUGAUGGAAGAUACCAAAUGGUUAACAUACUGGGUAGUUUUCAGCAUGGUGAAUUUUUUGGAAAUUUUUCUUGAGUGGAUUCCGUUGUAUUUUUUGCUGAAGUUCUUCCUCCUCGUUUGGUGCAUGUUUCCAGGCCCGUGGAGUGGUACGGCGGUCAUUUACAACCUCAUCAUCUGUCCUUUUGUAAUGAGACACAGAAACAAGCUCGACACUGCUAUUUGCCAAGUUGCUAAGCAUGUCCGACAGGCCGCCGAAAAGGCGGAAGAAGAUUACGAACCUAUAGAAAGUGUGGAUCUGUUCUCAGAAGUUAAAAAGAUCGGGGGCAUUGUGGGCUUUAAAGAGCUGGAAGACGCGGGCAACGAAGGCGAUAAUGUAAACAAGACAAAAGAAAAUUAA
Pocillopora verrucosa is the source of this 681-nucleotide messenger RNA. The record is from RefSeq and is a predicted model, not a curated record. NCBI's taxonomy places the organism in Eukaryota, Metazoa, Cnidaria, Anthozoa, Scleractinia, Pocilloporidae.